AUGGUAAGUGUUUUUGUAGAGGAAUCUUCAUUUCUUAUAAGUAAAUCGGAUGAAUGCUCCGAUCAAGAACAUUCAUCAUUAUGUUUUUGUCGUUCAUCAUAUCGACGUUCUAUCUUAACUGAUCUGUUUCUUGCUAAAAUAUUUCUUUCCCAAUGUAAUAAUUCUUUCUCUACUCGUCAAUGCCAUCAAAAUGAAUUUUAUCCACCUUUGUUUGAUCUUACUCAACUUAUACCAUCACUCACUAAUCUUUCACAUUGUCUCGAACAUAAACAUUGUCUUCAUAAACUACAUUCUAUACAAUAUUGUCAACAAUGUCAGUUGUUAACAUCAUCAUUAUUGACACAUAAUAAUCUAUAUCCUAUUCAUGAAAUGAUAAAUAAUCUUUCAAAUGAUAUAUGUUUUUAUCUAUGUCAUCAUGAUAGAUCAUGUGGUUUUCUUUGUCUUAAUCGAAAUAUAAUAGUAUCAAUUAAUUGUUAUCUAUGUCAAGGACGAAUACAGAAUAUCACUUGUCGUUGUAUUAAAAAUAAACAAUUAUUAACAUGUCUUCAAUCAUCCUACGAAAGUACAACACAUCGUUGGAUGCAAAAACGUGGUUUUCCAGCUGCUGGUAUUCUUGCUACACUUGUCUUAGCUGUCAUAUUAUUAGUCAUUGCAAUUAAACUAAUCUAUCAUCAAUUGGAUAGAAAUAGAACGACAUCAAAGUAG
This is a messenger RNA of Rotaria sp. Silwood1, 705 nucleotides long. The record is from the annotation of a GenBank genome assembly. Lineage: Eukaryota; Metazoa; Rotifera; Eurotatoria; Philodinida; Philodinidae.